AUUCUUCUUCAGAUAAUGAACCUGAUGAUAAUGCAUCUCUAGGUUCUUUGUUUGCUUAUGAAAAUAAUAAUACCAAUACACAUUGUCCAACUUCUUUAUCGAUACACAAUCAUGAUAAUUUUAAUACAUCUUUACUGACACAUAAUGAUGAUAAUAUUAAUACGCCUCUUUUGCCAACAAACAAUGAUGAUAUUACUAUAUUUCAAGUUUCUUCCUCAGCAGAUAAUCUAACUUCGAAACAGCUGGCACAAUUUCAACAAUUUAAUAAUGAAAAAGUAAAGUUGACAAGAGUAGAUGAAGAGGAUAAUUUAACUUCAACAUCUACUAAUAUUAUAUUGAAUAAACCUGUAUCAAAACUCUCUGAAAUUGAUCAA
Messenger RNA from Dentiscutata heterogama, 374 nucleotides. The record is from the annotation of a GenBank genome assembly. NCBI's taxonomy places the organism in Eukaryota, Fungi, Glomeromycota, Glomeromycetes, Diversisporales, Gigasporaceae.